UGAAUCAAUUUGUUGUUCAAAAAUUCCAAAAAUGAUGUUGUCUAAUGAAUCUUUAUCAGCCCCCACAUCAUCGACUACUUGUUUUGAAAAUGGUAGCUACACAGUGGAAAAGAAAAGUGUACCGAAAUCUUCGAGUUCUGAUACACCAAACCCACCUUUGUACAUUGUUUACCCUACCGAAAAAGGGACUUAUCCCGUUAUACUCUUUCUUCAUGGCUUUUCGAUCCCUAAUACUUCAUAUAGCAGCCUCUUUGAGUUUAUCGCCUCUCAUGGUUACAUUAUCGUUGCUCCCGGUCAAACUUUGUUUGGGCUAUUUAAGGGUCUAUUUGUAGCUUCUGCUAUUGGUGAUGUGGACGAUGCGGCUCUAACAUCCAACUGGAUAAACAAAAACCAAGGCGAAAACCUCCAACGUGAACUCCCAAGUGAUGUAUCACCAGAUCUUGAAAAUGUAGCCCUAGCCGGCCAUAGCAAAGGAGGGAAAGCAGCAUUUGCAUUAGCGUUAGGUCACGCUUAUACAAGCCUUAAAUUCAAGGCUCUUAUUGGUUUAGAUCCUGUGGAAGGACCAAAUACAGCCAACAGGAUCGAACCCAAAAUCUUAAACUAUAUACCCCAAAAUUUCAACAUACCCUUGCCUAUAGCCUUAAUUGGGACAGGCUUGGGUGAUGAUGGGCGUUGCGGGUUUUUCCCACCUGCAGCCCCUUGGGGAUGUAACCAUCCUUUUUUCUUUAAUGAGUGCAAACCCCCCGUGUGUUAUUUUGUAGCCAAGGACUUUGGUCAUAUGGACAUGGUUGAUGAUUGGUUGGCUUGGUUGUCGGGUAUGUUUGUAAGCAAGACUGGGAAGGGUUCAUAUGCGGAUAUGAGAAGAGCUUGCGGAGGCAUUUUUGUUGCCUUUCUCAAGACUUAUAUGUUUGAUGAUGCCGAAGAUCUUUCCACCAUAGUUGAUUCACCUAGUUCUGUUGUUCCCGUUAAGCUCAAUCCAGUUUUAUGGCUUCAAUCGUGAAACCUUUAGUUUUUAAAAUAAUGUAAUUAUGUCACUUAAGACGUGUUUACUGUUCUCUACUGUUAAAACCUUUUGUUCAAAGCUUUAUAAUAAACAAAUUGUACACCAAGAAAAAUAUAAAUAUGUUUACGUUCACC
Helianthus annuus (common sunflower) is the source of this 1137-nucleotide messenger RNA. RefSeq names its product chlorophyllase-1. Lineage: Eukaryota; Viridiplantae; Streptophyta; Magnoliopsida; Asterales; Asteraceae. The record is from RefSeq and is a predicted model, not a curated record. Bases 32 to 1000 code for a protein of 322 amino acids. Gene Ontology annotation, biological process: chlorophyll catabolic process. Gene Ontology annotation, molecular function: chlorophyllase activity. The transcript has 2 exons.